CCCCACUGGGGACUCGUGGUGGUAACCAGAGCAUCAAAUGAAGCUGCCUGAUAAGAAUGGCACAGCAUCAAAUCAGAAGGAAUCUUGUGCCCUACUUUUAAUGGAGAGAAAAGCCCUUUUGGCACGGAUGCUGGCCGGUUUCCCACCCUCUCAUCUCGUGCUUUGCUGCGGAAUCUGCUACACAUUGUCCUUCGGCUUGUUUGAUCUGAUAUAAAUCCUCUUCUGCUGUAAUUCACUGCCCACGGUCCUGCCAAUGAAAACAAGACUCAUCCCUGCAGAGGACAGCUCUAUUCUCCAUAGCCUGCAGCACAACCACGUCCUUCUCCUGUGACCUUCCAGUCAUGAAGUUUCUCUUCCUGUUUCUUGCCAUCCUUCUGGCCAUGGAACCAGUGGUAUCAGAGGAAGAAUGUUGGAUGAAGGGAAAAUGCCGGUUGGUGUGCAAAAAUGAUGAAGACAGUGUCACACGCUGCUCAAAUCGUAAACGGUGCUGUAUCCUUAGUCGUUAUUUGACAAUCGUACCGAUGACAAUUGAUCGAAUGCUCCCUUGGACCACUCCUCAAGUGACACAAGGAGACAGUUAAGGCCAAGCUUGUCAAUACAGGGAAGAUACAUGGAAAUCAUGGAUAGAAAUGACUUUGUUUCCUGUUCUUUAGUUCCUACAUUCCAUUAAAACUUGCAAAUCU
Messenger RNA from Capra hircus (goat), 683 nucleotides. RefSeq names its product defensin beta 119 (gene DEFB119). Gene Ontology annotation, biological process: antifungal innate immune response; defense response to Gram-negative bacterium; defense response to Gram-positive bacterium. The transcript has 3 exons. Gene Ontology annotation, molecular function: lipopolysaccharide binding. The record is from RefSeq and is a predicted model, not a curated record. NCBI's taxonomy places the organism in Eukaryota, Metazoa, Chordata, Mammalia, Artiodactyla, Bovidae. Bases 342 to 581 code for a protein of 79 amino acids.